AUGUCAAAAUCACUACCGAUCAAAGGUAAAGAACAAAUAAAAUCUAAAUCAUCUACUACAACUCAAAUCAAUAAUGUUGUUACAAAUGGGAAAUUGGAGAAUAAAAGUACCCCAAAAACUUCAAUUAGCAACGUAAUAAAGUCUGAACAUCCAUCAAUAAAGUCAACUAAUGGGAAUCUACCUCAAAAAUCUAAAAUUACAUCAUUUACGUCAUCAUCGAAAAAACCAUCUUCAAAUCCAGGACCAGAAGAAUUAUUUGAAUUAUUAUCUAAAAAUUAUGAAAAUUGGCUGCAAGCAAUGACGAAACAGUUUGAAGAUGAAGAAAAUUUUUCACCAUUUCCUAAUGAAAAUGAUUCAAAUACCUCGAAUAAAGAUAAAAUGAAUCCAAUUUUUAAUUAUAGUUUAUUGGAAGCUUUAGAAACUGCAUCUAAUGAAAUUGGUGAAAAUUUAAAAGAUAUAUCUAAUGAUAAAGUACUUCAUGAUUAUGUAGUGACAUCUUCAUUUAAGUCCUCCAAUACUAAUGGAAGUACUUCUACGAAUAAUGGAUCAAUUGCAAAUAGACCUAUAAAACAUCCGAAAAGAAGAAUACUACAUCCAUCUCAUUCCUUAUUAAAUGAAAAAGAAAUUGUAUUCUUAAGGGAUAAAAUUACUCAAAUUAUAAAAGAAAGAGAAGAAGAUAAUUUACCUCAAGGAUUUACAUUGUACGAUACAAAAGAUGAAAAAGGACUUAAUGAUGAUGAUGAAAUAGAUGAUAAUGAAAGAGCAGAAUUUUGUUCAUGUUGUGAUCAUUCGGAAUAUGAUUAUGAUGAAGAAGAUGAUGAUGAUUAUAAUAAUCAAAAUGAUUAUGAUUUAAAUGAUUUUAAUGAUAAUAAUGAUAAACGAACCCAUUUUAAUUCACAUCGUACUCAUUCAAUAGAAAUAGAAUUAAAUACAGCACCAGAUUGUGAUAUACAUGGUUCAAAUGGUUGUGAUUGUCCAAUCUUUGAAUCAUCAAAUAAUAAUGAAUUAGAAAGAAGAAUAAGAAGGAAAAGAAACUAUAUGGGAUCACCAAGUGAUAAUGAUUAUGAUAGUAAUGAAGGACCUUCAUGUGAAUUUACUUUUGAAUAUGAUCAUAAUGGACAAUUGAUUCCAACAUAUAGUAAUAUUGAAGAAAAAUUAAGAUUAAUGAAAUUAGAAACCUCGAUGAAAAGUAAUAGUAAACAAAGUAUUAAAAAUAAUAAACUGACUAGCAUAAAGACUAAUAAAACUGUAAAACCAAAGCCACUAAUAAAACAAGACAUCAAACUAAAGCAAAAUCAAAAUCAAAACGCUGAUGUAAAGACAAGCUCAAACUCAAACUCAAAUACUAAGCCAACUCAGUCUAAGCAAUCACAACAACCCAAACAAUCACAACAACAAACAAAGACACAAGUACAAUCAAAACCUAAAACAAAACCUAAAAAAUCCAAAUCUAAAUCACCUUCAACAACAACCUCCUCAACAAUUCCACAAAUAAAUCCAUUAAAUGAUUUAAAAAAAUUACAAAAAUUAAAUUUAUCAAAUGAUAUAUUAAAAAAAUAUAGAUUAAGAAAUUUACAAUCUACAACUCCAAAAAAUUUUUAUGGUUUAAUACCAAAUGAUAAAUGUUGUUUAUUAUGUCAAUAUGAAGCUAUAUUUGGUUGUAAACCUAAAUAUAUAUAUAGUAAAAAGUAG
Lodderomyces pseudojiufengensis is the source of this 1692-nucleotide messenger RNA. RefSeq lists its product as uncharacterized. NCBI's taxonomy places the organism in Eukaryota, Fungi, Ascomycota, Pichiomycetes, Serinales, Debaryomycetaceae. The record is from RefSeq and is a predicted model, not a curated record. The transcript has a single exon. Bases 1 to 1692 code for a protein of 563 amino acids.